AUGAUGUCCGAAACCAGAGACCCCGUCUCGGUCGACAUUGAGUCCAUGCUCCUCACAGGACCGCCUUCCUCCCCGAACAUCCCCACCAUCUUCCGAGUCGACCACGACACGCGCCACGGCAGCGAAAACCUCUACGACCCAAAAGUUGUCUCGAUCGGCCCGUUUCACCACCAAACAACCCAUCUCCAGAAAAUGCAGCCGCACAAGCUCGCGUACCUCAAGGGCCUGCUCAAACGCCGCGGUGAGUCCGUCGUCGACGAAUGCGUAGCGGCCGUGAGGUCCCUGGAAGAAAAAGCCCGAGGCUCCUACUCCGAGACCAUCGAGGUCAGCCCAGACGAGCUCGUGAAGAUUAUUGUGCUCGACGGGCUUUUCGUGGUCGAGCUGCUCCGAAAGAACAAGAUGGAUGAUCUGAGGAAGCAAAACGACCCGAUUUUUCGAUAUGAUCAGGUCUUCCUCAUGGUCCAGCGCGACCUGAUGCUUGUCGAGAAUCAGGUCCCGUUUUUCGUGCUCGACCGGCUUUUUGCCAUGACGAGGGGCCAGGAACCAGAGGACAACAUUUUUUACCUCGUCAAUCUGUUUACGAAAAACAUUCCGCUGUGGCCGAAUGCCUCGGAAUUUUUAGGCACGCAGGUGGAAGAUAACGUCGACGAUCAUCUCCUCGGCCUCGUCUACAAAAACUUGCUAUCGUCAUUCAAGAAAAGGAAAGCUGACAGCGACGGGCCCAUUGACGAUAUAUCUCUGGCCGUAAAUUCAGUCUCCGAGCUGAAGGAAACAUGGGUCGAGUUCAAAAAGAGCAACUGCCUUGACAUCACGUUUGCCGGGGGCGUCCUUAGAAUUCCGAAACUCCGCGUGGAGGACGAAACCGAGUCGUUUUUGAGGAACUUGAUCGCGUACGAGCAGUUUUUCGCUGACGGACGUCCAAAGUACGUGACGGACUACACCUUCUUCUUACAUUGCCUCGUGAAGCGGCCGAGGGAUGUGGAGAUAUUGAGGCGGCGGGGGAUUUUGGAUAACUAUUUGGGUGGAGACGAGAUGGUAUGCCGUGUUUUCGGGAGUCUCGGGAGAAAUGUCGUUGUGUCAUCGUGGGAUUUUCGGUACGCGGGUGUUUCCAAGGAGGUGAACGGAUAUUGCGGCCGGCGAAGGAAUAGGUGGAUGGCGGUUUUGAGGCGGGAUUAUUUCAAUAGCCCGUGGUCGUUUAUCAAGUUUUGUGCAGCUUCUUUGCUGCUAUUGUUCACGUUGAUACAGACUUUGUUUGCUGUCCUGGGUGAUGGGAAGUUCAAGUCCAGUAUCUGA
Molecule: messenger RNA, 1293 nt
Organism: Striga hermonthica
Lineage: Eukaryota; Viridiplantae; Streptophyta; Magnoliopsida; Lamiales; Orobanchaceae
Source: the annotation of a GenBank genome assembly